Messenger RNA from Rangifer tarandus platyrhynchus (Svalbard reindeer), 3945 nucleotides. The record is from the annotation of a GenBank genome assembly. Lineage: Eukaryota; Metazoa; Chordata; Mammalia; Artiodactyla; Cervidae.
AUGAGCAGGAGCGGCCCCCUAGAAGGGGCUGAUGGGGGAGGCGACCCCAGGCCAGGGGAACCCUUUUGUCCUGGAGGGGGUCCAUCCCCUGGGCCUCCAGAGCACCGACCUUGUCCUGGCCCCAGCUUGGCUGAUGACACGGAUGCCAACAGCAAUGGCUCCAGCGGCAAUGAGUCCAAUGGACCCGAGUCCAGGGGUGCAUCUCAGAGGAGUUCGCACAGCUCCUCCUCCGGCAAUGGCAAGGACUCGGCCCUGCUGGAGACCACUGAGAGCAGCAAGAGCACGAACUCUCAGAGCCCAUCCCCACCCAGCAGUUCCAUUGCCUACAGCCUCCUGAGUGCCAGCUCUGAGCCAGACAACCCUUCUACCAGUGGCUGCAGCAGUGAACAGUCAGCUCGGGCAAGGACUCAGAAAGAACUCAUGACGGCACUACGAGAGCUCAAGCUUCGGCUGCCCCCAGAGCGCAGGGGCAAGGGCCGCUCCGGGACUCUGGCCACAUUGCAGUAUGCGCUGGCUUGUGUCAAGCAGGUGCAAGCCAACCAGGAGUUCUACCAGCAGUGGAGCCUGGAGGAGGACGAACCGUGUGCCAUGGACAUGUCCACCUAUACUCUGGAGGAGCUGGAGCAUGUCACGUCUGAGUAUACACUCCGAAACCAGGACACCUUCUCCGUGGCUGUCUCCUUCCUGACAGGCCGCAUCGUCUAUAUUUCCGAGCAGGCGGGUGUCCUGCUGCGCUGCAAGCGGGACGUGUUCCGGGGUGCCCGCUUCUCGGAGCUCUUGGCUCCCCAGGAUGUGGGCGUCUUCUACGGUUCCACCACCCCAUCCCGCCUGCCCACCUGGGGCCCAGGGGCCUCCGCAGGUUCAGGCCUCAAGGACUUCACUCAGGAGAAGUCUGUCUUCUGUCGUAUCAGAGGGGGUCCUGACCGGGAUCCGGGGCCUCGGUACCAGCCAUUCCGCCUAACCCCAUAUGUGACCAAGAUCCGGGUCUCCGACGGGGCCCCUGCUCAACCAUGCUGCUUGCUCAUUGCAGAGCGCAUUCACUCUGGUUAUGAAGCUCCCCGGAUCCCUCCUGACAAGAGGAUCUUCACCACACGGCACACGCCCAGCUGCCUCUUCCAGGACGUGGAUGAGAGGGCUGCCCCGCUGCUGGGCUACCUCCCCCAGGACCUCCUGGGGGCCCCAGUGCUCCUCUUCCUGCAUCCCGAGGACCGACCCCUCAUGCUGGCCAUUCACAAAAAGAUCCUGCAGCUGGCCGGCCAGCCCUUUGACCACUCGCCUAUUCGCUUCUGUGCCCGUAACGGGGAGUAUGUCACCAUGGACACCAGCUGGGCUGGCUUUGUGCACCCCUGGAGCCGCAAGGUGGCCUUUGUGUUGGGCCGCCACAAAGUACGCACGGCACCCCUGAAUGAAGAUGUAUUCACUCCCCCGGCCCCCAGCCCCGCUCUGUCCCUGGACUCUGACAUCCAAGAGCUCUCGGAGCAGAUCCACCGGCUGCUGUUACAGCCUGUACACAGCCCCAGCCCCACGGGCUUCUGUGGAGUCGGCCCAGUGCCUUCCUCCGGCCCUCUCCUCAGCCCUGGCUCCUCCAGUGACAGCAACGGGGGUGAUGCCGAGGGACCUGGGCCUCCUGCCCCGGUGACCUUCCAGCAGAUCUGUAAGGAUGUGCACCUGGUGAAGCAUCAGGGGCAGCAGCUUUUUAUUGAGUCCCGGGCCCGGCCUCUGCCCCGGCUCCGCGUCCCUUCUACUGGCACAUUCAAGGCCAAGACCCUUCCCUGCCAAUCCCCAGACCUGGAGGCGGCCCCAGCUCCAAUCCAGGCCCCAUUGGCCUUGGCCGUUGAGGAGGCUGAGCGGAAAGAAGCCUCCAGUUGCUCCUACCAGCAGAUCAACUGCCUGGACAGCAUCCUCAGGUCAGGCCAUCCUGGCAGCUUCUCUGCCUGGGGCCCCAGCCCUGACCCACCCAGACCCUGCCCUCAUGUCCUCUGGUGCCUCCUCAGGUACCUGGAGAGCUGCAACCUCCCCGGCACCACAAAGCGCAAAUGUGCCUCCUCCUCUUCCUGCACUGCCUCUUCAGCCUCUGAUGACGACAAGCAGCGGACAGGCCCAGUCUCGGUGGGCGCCAAGAAAGAUGCAUCAGCAGUGCUGCCCGGGGAGAGGGCCACCCCUCUGAAGGAGCCAGUGGCGGGAGGAGGAGCCCUGAGCCCGCUCGCCCUGGCCAAUAAGGCGGAGAGUGUGGUGUCCGUCACCAGUCAGUGUAGCUUCAGCUCCACCAUCGUCCAUGUGGGAGACAAGAAGCCCCCGGAGUCGGAUAUCAUCAUGAUGGAGGACGUGCCCAGCCUGCCUCCCGGUCCAGCCCCCAGCCCAGCCCCCAGCCCCACGGUAGCCCCUGAGCCAGCCCCAGACGCCUACCGCCCAGUGGGCCUGACCAAGGCCGUGCUGUCCCUGCACACUCAGAAGGAGGAGCAGGCCUUCCUCAGCCGCUUCCGCGACUUCAGCAGGCUGCAUGGACUGGACAGCUCCUCCACAGCCCCCUCAGCCCCUGGGGAUCGAGGCUGCCACCACAGCCCUGCCACCCCCGGCCGCCGCCACCACUGCCGAUCCAAAGCCAAGCGCUCACGUCACCACCAGACAGCUCGGGCCGAAGCCCCCGCCUACAUUUCCCAGCCCUCGCCUGUGCCACCCUCUGCCCCGUGGCCCCCGCCACCAGCCACUCCUCCCUUCCCAGCUGUGGUCCAGCCAUACCCCCUCUCCGUGUUCCCUCCGAGAGGCGGCCCUCAGCCUCUCCCUCCUGCUCCCACGUCUGUGCCUCCUGCAGCUUUCCCUGCCCCCCUGGUAACCCCCAUGGUGGCCUUGGUGCUCCCUAACUAUCUGUUCCCUACCCCAUCCACCUAUCCCUACGGGGCACCCCAGAUGCCUGCUGAGGGGCCUCCGACCCCCGCCUCCCACUCUCCUUCUCCAUCCCUGCCCCCGCUGCCCCCCAGCCCUCCCCACCACCCCGACUCUCCGCUCUUCAACUCAAGAUGCAGCUCCCCACUCCAGCUAAACCUGCUGCAGCUCGAGGAGCCCCCUCGCAGUGAGGGGGGUGCAGCGGCAGGGGGCUCUGGGAGCAGUGCUGGACCCCCCCCUCCCAGCGAGGCUGAACCAGAGGCCAGACUGGCGGAGGUAACUGAGUCCUCCAACCAGGAUGCUCUCUCGGGCUCCAGUGACCUGCUGGAGUUGCUGCUGCAAGAGGACUCUCGAUCUGGCACGGGCUCUGCUGCCUCGGGCUCCUUGGGCUCCGGCUUGGGCUCUGGUUCAGGCUCCCAUGAGGGGGGCAGCACUUCCGCCAGCAUCACACGUGACAGUCAAAGCAGCCACACAAGCAAGUACUUUGGCAGCAUCGAUUCUUCAGAGGCUGAGGCUGGGGCUGCCCAGGCCAGAGCUGAGCCUGGGGACCAGGUCAUUAAGUACGUGCUCCAGGAUCCCAUCUGGCUGCUCAUGGCCAAUGCUGACCAGCGUGUCAUGAUGACUUAUCAGGUGCCCUCCAGGGACAUGGCCUCUGUGCUGAAGCAGGACCGGGAGCGGCUCCGGGCCAUGCAGAAGCAGCAGCCUCGGUUCUCGGAGGACCAGCGGAGGGAACUGGGUGCUGUGCACUCCUGGGUCCGGAAAGGUCAACUGCCUCGGGCCCUUGAUGUGAUGGCCUGUGUGGACUGCGGCAGCAGCACCCAAGAGCAUGGCCAUCCUGAUGACCCUCUCUUCUCAGAAGUGGAUGGACUGGGGCUGGAGCCCAUGGAGGAGGGCGGAGGCGAGGGUGGUGGUGGUGGUGGUGAGGGUGAGGGCAGCGAUGAGGCCCAGGCCCAAGCUGGGGCCAGAGUCUCGAGCUCUCAGGACCUGGCCAUGGAAGAGGAGGAGCAAGGUGGGAGCUCACCCAGUCCAGCCUUACCUGCCACAGAAAAUGGCACCAGCUAG